This is a messenger RNA of Rattus norvegicus (Norway rat), 15109 nucleotides long. The record is from RefSeq and is a predicted model, not a curated record. NCBI's taxonomy places the organism in Eukaryota, Metazoa, Chordata, Mammalia, Rodentia, Muridae.
UUUUUUUUCUUUUUUUUUUCCCGAAGCUGGGGACCGAACCCAGGGCCUUGCGGUUGCUAGGCAAGUGCUCUACCACUGAGCUAAAUCCCCAACCCAAGAGUUUUUUUUUUUUUUUAAGUUCCUUGAUAAGGAGGGAAAUUGGCAGCAGGAAAUCUUUGCAAGGUGGGGUUUUUAGGUUCACUUCCUGGUCCUACUGCUGGAUGGAUACGGAUUUCACAUUUCUCCCUCUGAACUUGGAGCCUUAGAAAGAAAACACAUGAUAAGAGAUAUAUGGGUUUGCCCAAUUAAAUCAGCCUCGUCUUAGUGAGCAGUUCCUGUGCAUGUAUCUGCUUUAGUACUUAGCAGUAGUUCACAAAUCAGCUGGUAUGGGGAGCAUUUCGAUGAGGUAAGUGGUGUGUCUUGGGACAAGAGGUUGCAGUGCUGUCCUGGAGGGACCUAGGGACCAUCCGUCACAGAACCUUAGUACUGUCUUAGUAUAGAAAAUUAUUUCAGUCUCUGAGACAGCUUUUAGACAAAUGUAUUCUGGGAUGAAACAAGGAUUUUUUUUCAUUUAUAUUAUUUGUGAAAUUUAUGUUAUUUGGGAUAUUUUGCUCUUUAUUUCUUCUUGCCUUGGUUCCUCUGUGUUGCAUGAGAGAAACAUAAUUCUCAACAUUAUGAUUCAAACAAGUGGAGAGGGGCUGAGGGUUUGCCAUCCUAAAAAAGGGAAAGUCACCUGAGGCGUUUCUAUGACCAACAAACACUAUUGAAAGAAUGUCUGACAUAGGACAGGGUCGUUCCUAUUACUAUAUUUAGUGACUCGAGCUUUUCUCAUAUUGGAUUUACAUUAUCUUUUCCUAUAGUGAUUUGCAGACUAAAACUCUCUGGAGGUCACUAAACUACUAGCAGAUGUUUGAACUGGACAACCCGAAUCUGUGUACCUGCAGCCUGGGGUGGACAUGGGAAUGAAGCUGAUGUCUAAACCCAGUGUACUCACAAGGGAAAUUAUCUUCCCAUAAAAUCCAUAUGAUGAAUGAGUAACAGAGCGGGAAGUAGAGGGCAGAAUCCCAGGUGCCUGAGACACUGCAUGCAGUGGUUUGCUGGUAGCAAGAGUUAGAAAUGGAUGUUUCCAGAAUCCUUCUCUACUGCCCCAUUUUAAAUGGAAGUUCUCUUCUAAAUAUUAGACUUGGUUUUGGAAGAAGAUAUUUAUUUCUAUGUGUAUGAUAAAUAAAUGUAGCCAAAGGCUGUUUGUUGAUGUUCUUUGGUGUUCAAAUGGGAGAUUUGAUUAGUUGGUGGUGAAAUAUUUCAGAAAUAGAAGCAAACCAGAAAGUAUUGGGCAGUGUGAUACAAGUGGGUCAUUACUUUUACUAAAACAUCAUCUAUAAAUCCAUAAGCAUUUAGUCAGGCAGACCAGCUGUGGGGAGACAGAUCAACUUUACUUGGGGUGAUUCAAGGCUUAUAUAGUUUUCGGGAUGAGGGGCAUGAGGGAGCGGGGUACAUCUGAGAGGGGCAAAGGUCAUUCAUUGGCUAAAGGCUUAAAGUACCAAGAUGCCUCAGUAGCAUGGGGAAGCUUUUCAGGAAUCUUAGGUGCUACCUGGAUGGGUUCUUACCCAGAGAAAGGAAGUUGGACCCAUAAUCUAACUAAGGCUACAUGACUUUCUGCAGAUAGAUUUGAGCUCCCCAAACAAGGUCAGAAAAGGAAAAGCUGUACUGGUAAAGAUAGUCUGCCAUUUUGCACCAAGCCUAGAAGGCUAUCUGGGCAAUGGUAGAUAGGUUGGACCUUAAUUAGCGUGGCAACGUAGUACUCUUUCAUUUUGUUCAAAGCAUCCUAUUUAACACUUUAGCCUAGUGGAGAUGGAAAGUGAGGUAGGUUCAGGUUUUGUCUUUAUUUUAGUAGCGUGGAAAUACUGAAGGUAAGGAACACAACCAAUUUACAGGUAGUCUGUGAUAUACCCUAAAUUGAAUGAGACAGACAUAAGUUGCACACAUAAUACUACUGUGUCCUCUUGUAACUCCACACUCAAAUUGCUAAGGGCUCACAUUUCAUUUUUCUGUAGAUCUGUUUUAUUAUAUUUUGUAGUUAUGCUUCUUGGGCUUCUGCAACUAUUUACAGAUUCCCUUUUGUCCUCAAGCCCUCCUCUUCCACCCUCUCACCCCAUCUCUGCUUGGCAAGGGUCUCAUUGCAAGGCCUCUUCUGACGCCUGCAGAGCCCCAGGCUGCUUGCUGAGUUCUUGUGAACUAGCUUUGGGCUUUAAACUGCCUCAGGCAAUCUCAAUAGUGUUGCUAAACUGCACUAUAAAAACAGGCUGCAGCCUUUUGAGGGCUGAACUUCUGGAUUCUUUUUCAGAUGCCCACAGACCUGCCAGAGGGAACUGAUUCUUAGAGCAUGUUAGGGUUAGAGAAGUUUUAGUUUGGAAAGAGAAGAAAAGAUGGUGAGGCCAUCUGUUUAUUUCUUAAAUGGAGUCAUUUAUAAAGUUCUUAACUCAAGAAUAACACUGAAUUUUAAUGUGUGUUAAGAUUAUCCUGGGGUUUCCUUCUGUGUGUUUCAGUUUACUUGGAAUCAUCUAGAAACAUGAUCUUAGUAGGAAUGUUAAACUGUUUUUAAAAGAGCAGAAUUUCUAUGGUCAGUAAUAUUUAUACAUUUUGAUGAGAAGCAUUUUAUAAUUGAGAAUAUUUGAUAGUCAAGUUAAUAUUAGGUGAGCGAAAAAUCCUGCUAUUAAAAUGUGACCAAGAUAUGUGCUACGAGAUGUUACAUGGUGCUGGGAAAUCUGAACUUAGAUCCUAAUGUUUAUGUGGACAUUUUACUGACUGAGCUGUCUCCCUAGCCCCUUGUUAGCUUUAAUUACACAUAUGACAUAUCAUCUGUGGGCAAUUAGCAUCUAUCGACUUUGUCCCAGAGUCAGAAAGUUUGUCCCUGAAUGUCUACGUCUGCAUGCCAAACAAAGCCCUUUAGAGCUUAUUUGUAGAAUUAAUAGUGAUUGUCCUCAGUCAUUGUGGAAUAUACUAAAUAUAUUAAAAUACUCAGUGUUUUACUUAACUGACAAAACUACUUUUAGCAAAAAUUGGAAACGCGUGGCAUGCUGCAGAUACUGAUGCAGGAGGAUUGUUUUGAGUUCCAGGCCUGGGUGUAUAGGAAGCACAGAGUCAUCCAGGACUUCAUAGCAUGGCCACUCUCAAAAAUCAAGACUAAAUAUAAAAGACUUUAAAAAAAACAAAACAAAAAACGUCGAGCCAGGUAGUGGUGGCACAGGACUUUAAUCCCAGCACAUGGAAGGCAGAGGCAGGUUGAUCUCUCUAAGUUUGAGUUCAGCCUGGUCUACAGAGCGUCUCCCUAGACAGCGAAGGCUACAUAGAGAAACCAUCUUGAAAAACCAACCAAACAAAAAAAUUGAAUAAGCCCUGGUCAAUUUAAACAGCUAUCAUUUGAAUCUUUCUGCCUGAGAUAUUUUCAGGUCAUACACACAUGCCAGAGGGUUGUAAAGUUGUAUUUGUUGAUCAAAUCAAGUGCUUACAUUUUUGCCUUUAUGUGCAAGAACAAUAGUAGCAAAAGUUACUACGUAGUAGGCAUGUAGUAGACAUACAGCACAUAUGGAAGAAUCUCUCAGGAAAGUUGAACCAGCAUUUUAUAAACCUUUAAGUAAUUUGUGAAGGAAAUAUGCUCACUGUUUGCAUGGCUAUAAUAUUUCCCUGAUUAAGUAGCAGGCCAUGGUCCUGUUGCUGUCUGGUGGCUGCUAGAAGACCAGGGUGUUUGCUCCUGUGUUAGUGCUAGUUGUAUAAGUCUUGUGGAAAACCCAACAAUUUUCAGAUCAUGUUUCUAAUACAGUAUAGGUUGCCUCUCUGUGGAAUAACUGAGUAGAAGUCGUUCACAGAGUUCUCUUCUAGAGUGAUGUGUGAAGAGGGAUACUACAUUUCUAAAGCUACUUAUAUCCAGAGGUUGCCAGUGACAGGUAGCCCAAGAACGUAAGUCACUGAUGGAGGUCAAAAACUUUUCUGUGCCAAGGUUCAGCCCAAUACACAGAACCAGAGUGAAACCAGGAGCCCGUGUAGGUGCUGGCCUUUCUCACAGUGCUGACUGAAAACUGUUUUUGAAGCUCUGAUGUUUUUAAUUGUUUGAAUGUAUCUGUCCAGCAGUAGAUUUCUAGAAUUCCACAAAUUCAUGGAAGACUCUUUCUUUUAGCAGUUUAGUGACAUCAUUCCAGGAAUUGUAAAUUGGGCUCCUUUCUCCAGCCCCAGGGACAACCCAGCUGGGGCCAGAUGACUUUUAUAACUACUUGGUGUGGUUCUGCUUCUCUCAAGGGAUGGGAUGACCAGGCAGAGAGGAAAAAGUAGGAAAACUGAACAGUUAUUUUUUCAUCUUCCCCUAGGAAAGAGAAGGGGAAACAAACAUGAGGCUAUCUAAAGUGAUUUCUGCUGACCACAGCAAGUCUCUCCUAUGUUUUUAUCCCUUAGGAUGAUUUCUGUAGGGCUUUAAGUUCUUUGGGAAGGUUUACAUCCUGAAAAAAUAUGUGGUAUGGUUUUCUGUUCAUCUGAAAACUGAAAGUUGCUGCUACAGAUUUUUCUUAGCAAUUUUACUAGAUCUAGUAGUAAUUGGCCAGUUAAAGUAAUACUGAUUAUAUAGUUUCUAGAACCUUCAUUCAGGCAGACACUAUAUGCUUUAUUUUCUUCUUCAAGGAGGCCUUUUUUUUCUUCACAUUUAAAAGACUUAAAGUAACAUUUUAUUAACAACCAUUGACUUGGUAGACACAUAGUUAUUGCCACAUUCACAUUGUCUAACAUCCAUUUAUUUUAUCAUAUUAUAGUUAUUGCCAUAUUCACAUUGUCUAACAUCCAUUUAUUUUAUCAUAUUAUACCCAGCUCUCUUACCACAUUUCUUGUUUUCUUCCCCCACCCCACCCUUAGUUGUCUUUAAAAGUCUUAGCAUCAAGCUCCACUGUUCCAUUGAACUUUCAUGCAUGCCUUAUACUUUUCCAUUUCUAUGUGGGAAUUUUUGGUUUGUUUUGUCUUUGAUGGUUAUUGUGUUUUAAUAGGUAGUAUCUCAUGUAGCACAAGAUGGCUUGGAACUUGCUGUGCAGUAGGGAAUGGCUUUGAAUUUCUGACCCUUUACCCUAUCUCUCAAGUGCCAGGUUUAUAGGCCCAUGCCACCACGCCAGGUUUAUCUGAAUCAUGGUAGACUCUGAUUGGCAGUCGUGAGGGAAGGAAUCUCAGUUGUCUUACAAACAUGCUUUCACCAUUCUUGUGGUCACAAUAGGAAGGCUGCAAAUGCCAGAAAGAGCCUCUGGAAACGUCACAUAGGAAGGCUCUGUUAUAGCCAGAAGAAGGUGCUAGAUUCCCCAGAACUGGAGUUACAGAUGGUUGUGAGCUGCCAUGUGGUUCUGGGAACUGAUACCAGGGCCUCUGGUAAGGUAGCUAAUGCUCUUAACCACUGAGCCAUCUCUUCAGCCCCCAUAGAAAGGUUCUUAUAGGAAUGCUGAUGGUUAAAAACAAUAAAAAAAACCCAAUAAUACUAGUGUUUAGAGACCUUGGGAACUUUGUUUCAUGUUGUUUAAAAAGAUAAUUUAAAAAAUGUCGAUUCUAUGGCUUCCAGGUGUUACUUUAGUUAAGAUAUAAUUAUGUGGAAAGUGCUGAUUUUUGUGCAUUUUUUUUCUAUAGGAAAUGGGAAAUAUGCAGUGAGCUGAGAUGAACCAGUUUGGGGGAUGCCAUGGGCUAAAGAUGGUCAGUGUCUUGGACAGUUGCCGUAGUACUUCCGCUUAGGGCCUGUGCUUGCCACAGUUCCUCCUUUUCAAGGAAAAUUGGUUUGGAGUGUCCGAAGGCAACCUUGUUACCUUAGUUCAUGGUGCCUUCUUUUGGUCUCUCUCCUUUUAUUUCUUUUUAUCUUUAUCUGUUUACUUUAUGUCUUCCACAAUGUACAGCCUGUUCCCAGGAGACUACAGAACCACUAAGGACUGACCCGCUGAUUUUAUUUAACUGCCCAGUUAUUCUUAUACUCUCGUUUGAAAUUUCAAGAUCUGCCUUUCCCACCCAAGGAAAUUAUUAUUGGGGCCACAAUCUGAUCCACACAUUACGUUUAAAUUCAUGAAAGUUUGUGGAUUUAUUAUUAUUAUAGAAUUAUUCUAUAGACUUUAGUGAAAAGUAGCUGAGUGGGAGAUAUAAAAGUAAAAUUUCACCUCAACAUGUGAAAUUUCAUCUUUGAAGUUUGAGGUUAUUAGGCCUCUUCUCUUUGUUGGGGAAAGUGUGUCCAGCAGUGAAAAUUUAAGUUACUGAAUUGCCCUGGAAUGAAAAGCCAUGUAGUGUUGCUGGGCCAGCAGCGAUGGAAGGAGGCUGUUACAUAGAUUCUUCCUUGUGCACCUACGAUUCUUUUCCCCCCCUAGUUGGUGAAGUCACUCAGUGUUGGUUCAGUGACUGCAAGUUUUAGAAGCAGUGGAUCUGUGUUAUUUAGGAAAGAACACUUUGAUGUCUAACUUUGUCCGGUGUACUUUUGAACUUGGAGAAUUAAACACUAGGAACUAGGCCUGCAUGAUAGGAACAUUGGAAGUUCUUAGUGUCUGACAAGUGUUUACCAGGCAUUUUUGUGUUUGAAAAGAUGUCUGGGUGGCAGGAACAGAGGAAGCAUGCAAAACAGAUAUGAUGUGGACUUUGGCCUUGAAGAAUUUAAAAUAUGCUUGGCAGAUAAUGACUCUGGAAACUUAAUGAGAUCUGCUAAACUCUGAAUGGACUACAGGGCCACAGGAAGGAAGGGACUUGAGAAGAUGACAGGCAAGACAGAUAGCAGCUGGGAAAGGAUGAGGAAGUGGGCCCACAAGGGCUUUGUGCAAUAAAGGGACUGGGUAGGACAGCACUGCAAAUGCAUAGGCCAAAGAGCAAAGGGACAGGAACAGGAGGGAGCGGAAGUGGAAUGGCUGAGUUACUACUUAUUAUCUCCUUGUAUGCCAUGUUCUCUUUGCCCCUUCCUUCGCAAUGCUUUUCACUGUGUCCCGUGUGUGUGUGUGUGUGUGUGUGUGUGUGUGUGUGUGUGUGUGUACACAUACAUGUAUGCUCCAUAGUGUGUGUAUGGAGGCUGGAGUACAGCUUCACAUGUGGGUUCUUUCCUUAUCCUUUGUUUGAAGCCAUGUCUCUUCGUUGCUGUUUGCUACUUCAGAUGCUUGGGAUUCUUCUGUCUCUAACUCCCAUCUUGCCAUAGGAACUCUAGCAGUGUAGAUGCUCGCUACAUGCCUGGCUGUUUAUGUGACACAAACUCAGGUCCUCAAACUUGUGCAGCGAGACCUUUGAGCCAUUUUCUUAGCUCUGUCACAUAUACUUGGAAAGGCUUGUGCUCGACACUGUAGGAGAGAGAUGAUUAAACCCUUGACUCCCACCAGCCUGUCCCUGAGUAGGUGAGAUUUACCUCACAUUCUGUUGGGAUCCACAGAGGACAAUGUGAGGUGGAUAUCUCUGUCAAAUGGAGAACUGAAUGCUUUUGGAAAGAGGCUAAAUAUGCAAUCUCAGCAGUAAGGGUUUACUAAGGAGUCAGUAGGCAAAUGAGUAGAUAGGGUCACAGCUGUGCAGUAAGAGAAGCUGCUGCCUCCCAGCUUACCGUUAAGGAUAGGGUUCUCUAAGUAAUUGAAGAAGCUGGAAAUAUCCCUCAAACAAUAAAGUUACUUGUGAUGAAGAUCAAAGAGAAUAUGUAGACAAAUGGCAAUUUUGAAUGAUGAAAGUGCAAGGGACACUCACAGUGUCACUUAGAAAGCCAAAGUGUCCCCCUGGAUUGAGUAGCUGGUUCCAGCCUACUUGUGGAUUGGGAGAAUGUGACAUUUGUCUUUGGCAAGAGAGCAGGACAGAGAGUAGGUGUCAGUGAAACAGUCAAGUUACAUCAUAGAACUUCAACUUGAAAGGAUGUCUGUGGUCAUUUGAGCCAAGACAUGAGAAGAGCUUGAAAAUGGGAGUCCUCUCCCACAAAGGCACAGAGAAUUUCAUCAGAUUUGAUCACAAGAAGCAACUAGGAGAAGCCAGCUAUGAGUAAAAGAUCGUUGAAGUUUGGGUAGCAGAAGUUACAGAGUAGAACAAAGAUGUUGCUAGCAUUGUUAGAAUAGGAUGCUAAUGACAUCGCAAAGGACACUUGACUCACCAAGAUGAGGUUACAGACCCUGAAGUUAACAUUCCUAAUGUACACACCCACAGACACAAAUAUUCAACAUUUGUCUGUUUCCAGCUUUGAGGUAGACUAUAUCUCCUCCUCUUCCUCUCUUCUCUUCUCCUCUUUCUCCCCCUUUGAUCUUCUCUUCUAUUCCCUUCUUCUAGUCAUAACUUUUUGUGAAGUCCCUACUGGGAGCCUUGCUCAUUACCACACAUCUCAGCCCUGGGGCAUGAACCUGUCAAUCACUGCCUUAUAGACAGGUAACUGACUUAGGAAUGUCUGUGGGAGCACUUCAUUUGUUCUGGAUAUCCAGGCCAUCCAUCCCUUCUUCUAUAUUCCUUUGUGGCCUCAGAACGUGUUUCCUGAUAGAAACAUGGCUAUAAAAUUACCAUAACUUUCUUAGCACAAACUGAGGACAAAGUAAUGGAAAUGGUAUAGAGUAUGAAUUCUCUAGAUGAAAUUCUUGAAAUUAAACUUUAAAACUAGUAAAGCUAAUAGUGCCUCUACACCAAACCAUUAAAUUGUGGUAAUUAUCACAGGAAAUUUCACAAUAGACUUUAAAUUUCACAAUAGAAUGAUAUAAAUAAGACGGAUUAUGCCAACAUUAUUCAACCAAGAGCCCAUUGAAAGGCAGUGGAUUGCAUUAAACCUAUGUAAUGGACCAGGUGUCUUAGUGGUUUUUUAGAAAGACCCGAGAAGACUCAUGAAAACCCUGUGAAGAAUGUUGGGAGACCAGGCGCGUUACAGAAGUGAACUGUGAUGGUAGUCACACCAGGCUCAUUAUUGAUGUUAUAGAAGGACAAGGGUAACGCCAGCCAGCCACAGGCAGCCUGGGGUAGACUAAGUGGGAUGAUUGGGAAGAUACUGUGUAUGACUGUAGCUCUAGGAAACUCCGGUGAUCACCUUGAGCAGCCCUAGAGAUGCCAACAUUGUGGUAUGAUUUACACAAAGAUGGUUUGUUUUGAUAGUCAAAGGUUUUUAUUGCUUCUUUGAGUUCUAUUUAAAUAGCUGUGGAGUUAUAUGAAUAGCUACCUCUGAGUAUUUAACAGCUUACAUCUUGACAUAGUAAAUUGUUGCUUUUCCUAAAUGUUAAGCACUCUGUAUCCCAAUUCUAGCCAUGCUGGCCUUCUUAGUGUUGGUAUUCUGUCUAAGCUCCACCCCCACAGCUACCUGGCAACAGCCAGGUAUGCUCCGCCCCACAGUUGCCUGGCAGCAGUCAUCUGUGCCUGACACUAUAUAAGGAGCUGCUUGCCCCCUCCUCACUCUCUUGCUCUUCUCUUCUCUGCCCUUUUGCCCUCUUCCUUUUUGUCCCUUCUCUCCCCACCCCUCCCUUUCCUCCAUGUGCCCAUGGCCUCCUCUACUUCUCCCCCACUUCUACUCUUCUCUCAUUAAACCUCUCCAUGCGGAACCAUGUUGGCUUGGUGUGCUUUGUACGGUCACGAGCCGAGAUUUAGACCUCAACACUUACUGACUCUAAUGUUUUUCCCCUACUGCCACCAUGAUAUGCUAAUAACCCGUGAAGAUGCCCUGGGAGGUUUUUAAAUAGUGCAGUGUUUAUUCCGAAUUGCGAUUGACCAGUAUCACUCUAAGGCUAAUGUGAGAGGGAAGAAUUGAGCCUAAGCGGCUUUUUAAAGCUAUUGCAGGUAAAGCAUGGCAUGGGCUCAGUUACUAAGUAGUGGUAGAACUGGUUGGACUUGAAGAAAGAAUUUGCUCACAGUUUAGUUACAAAAAAGGAAGGUAUAAACUGAGAGAAAGGGACUCUGGCCUGAAUCCCAGCAGCAUUGGUUGGGAUAGUAGCUGGAGGUGGAUGAGGUGGGGCCUGCCUGAGAAGUCAGUUCUGUGUCUUUGGGUUAAUUGUGUGGAUGUGGACUAUUGUUCACAAAUCUAGACUCUGGUAUUUGAAGUUUGACUAUGAUUCACAGGAGGGUGUCUGCAAAGAGCCCAGGGAUUUUUGAGAUUCAAAGAACUGAAAUCUGGGGUACAAAACUGAAAAUGAAGAUCAAAGACAUGUAAAAAUGCUCAAGAAUAUAGAAAGGCAGCAGAAGAGGCAAAUUUAUUAUUGAUGACUAUUUGAAGGCUGAAAAAGAAGUGGAGGCUUGCUUGAGAUGGCUUAGAGGAUAAAGGUGCAUCAGGGACCUAUGUGUUGAAGGAGAAAAUCGACUCCCUCAGACCAUCCUCUGGCUUCCACAUUCACACUGUAGUAUGUGCUGCUCCCCCAAUAAAUAAACUAGUAAUAAACUUUAAAGACUUUCUAGUGACAAAAGUAUUGUCACACCACACAUGCAAUAUCACACAUCACGAAGCUACUCAUAAUUACUAAAAUAAUAAAUAAUUCUACCAAAGGGAUCAAAAAAAGAACAUGAUGUGAAUUUGGAGGUUCCUAUAGCACCAUUCAACUUGGUGACUCAUUAGGUGGACAGCAGAAUUUAUUAUAACCAUAGUUUUGUUUAAUAUAUUGGCAGAGGUAAUUGAGCAGAAGGGAAAAGACACACAAAGCAAAUUCCCCCAAAAGCCAGGAACAAGCUUCUGGGUUGUUUCCUCCACUGUAGGACAGCAUGCAGUGUUGCUGGCCGGAGAAGGCUGGGUUCUAUAACUAGAGUUAAGUCAGCUGUGCCUGCAACAUCUGUAUGCUGAACUCAGCUACUCAGACUUCAUCCUUACCCCACCUAUCCUUGUAGCACAGACAUCUGAUCAAACUAGUAUCAUUUGACCACUAAACUUAUACAAAAACAAACCUUAUCUGGGGAGAGUAAUCCGGGGUCACAGAGCUGGCUCUCAUGGGUUACUCACCAGUCAGCUUCCUGGUUUCAUUCCAGGUUGUAUAAGGUUUGAGAGUUAGGGUCUGGGGAUUUAACCCUUUCCUGAACAGUCUGAUAGGCCCAUUUUUGGGAGGUGGGGUAGGGUUAGAGGAUAAAUUGGCAGAUCCCAGAAGAGAUACAGACUUACCCCAAUUUUACAUCAUUUUAAGACAUAUGUAGCAAAAUUCGUAAGUGAGUGAACUAGAGUUUAUGCAAGAAAUGUUAGAUUUGUUUCACAUUUCCCAGAAAAAUCUAUCACAGAUGAGGUUAUGACUCAUCCAUAGAAUUUUGGAAAUUUUGUUCUAGAAGAAGAGAGAACUAACUUGUAAAAUAUGUGUGGCAUUGGCUGGAUUUGGGGAAGAGGUCAGGAGAUGGGAAUCUAGUCUAGAAGUUGAUGAUUAGUCCUAGAACAGAGUUUGCAUCAGGAGUUUUGACGAAGCAGAACAAAGUUGAAUGUAAAACUUGAUGUAGAAGGCCCAAGAAAGGAAUUAAUUGAGGGUGCUUUCAGAGAACCAGACUGAGAAAGUGAGGAUCGUUCAAAGAUGAUUUGGCUGCCUUGGAGACUUGGAGAUCUGGUGCCACGAUGAGGACUCACACACGGGGGGCUCCCACUGUGUUUUUCAUAUGUUUGCUUUGCUGUGUGUCAGCCUACAUCACUGACGAGAACCCAGAAGUCAUGAUUCCCUUCACGAAUGCCAACUACGACAGCCACCCGAUGUUGUACUUCUCCAGGAAAGAUGUGGCAGAGCUCCAGCUGAGGGCUGCCAGCUCCCAUGAGCAUAUCGCGGCUCGUCUCACAGAGGCCGUGCACACCAUGCUGACUAACCCCUUGGAGUACCUCCCUCCUUGGGAUCACAAGGAGUACAGUGCCCGCUGGAAUGAGAUCUAUGGAAACAACCUGGGUGCCUUGGCGAUGUUCUGUGUGCUGUAUCCUGAGAACAUCGAAGCUCGAGAAAUGGCCAAAGACUACAUGGAGAGGAUGGCAGCGCAGCCUAGUUGGUUGGUGAAAGACGCACCUUGGGAUGAAGUCCCACUUGCGCACUCCCUGGUAGGUUUCGCCACUGCGUAUGACUUCUUAUACAACUACCUGAGCAAGACGCAGCAGGAGACGUUCCUGGAAGUGAUUGCCAAUGCCUCGGGCUAUAUGUAUGAAACUUCCUACAGGAGAGGAUGGGGCUUCCAGUACUUGCACAACCACCAACCCACCAACUGCAUGGCCUUACUCACUGGAAGUCUUGUUCUGAUGAACCAAGGGUACCUUCAGGAGGCCUACUUGUGGACCAAGCAAGUUCUAAGCAUCAUGGAGAAGUCUCUGGUCUUGCUGCGAGAGGUGACGGAUGGCUCCCUCUAUGAAGGAGUUGCGUAUGGCAGCUACACCACUAGAUCCCUGUUCCAGUACAUGUUUCUUGUUCAGAGGCACUUUGACAUCAACCACUUUGGCCAUCCAUGGCUCAAGCACCACUUUGCCUUUAUGUAUAGGACCGUCUUGCCAGGGUUUCAAAGAACUGUGGCCAUUGCAGACUCAAAUUACAACUGGUUUUAUGGUCCAGAAAGUCAAUUAGUGUUCCUGGAUAAAUUUGUCAUGCGUAAUGGGAGUGGAAACUGGCUGGCUGACCAAAUCAGAAAGAAUCGUGUGGUGGAAGGUCCAGGUACACCGUCCAAAGGGCAACGCUGGUGUACUCUGCACACAGAAUUUCUCUGGUAUGAUGCCAGCUUGAAGUCGGUUCCACCUCUGGAUUUUGGCACCCCGACAUUGCAUUAUUUUGAAGACUGGGGUGUUGUGACUUAUGGAAGUGCACUACCUGCAGAAAUCAACAGAUCAUUCCUUUCCUUCAAGUCAGGAAAGCUUGGGGGGCGUGCAAUAUAUGACAUUGUCCACAGAAAUAAAUAUAAAGAAUGGAUCAAAGGGUGGAGAAAUUUUAAUGCAGGACAUGAGCAUCCUGACCAAAACUCUUUCACUUUUGCCCCCAACGGUGUGCCAUUCAUUACCGAGGCCCUCUAUGGGCCGAAGUACACCUUCUUUAACAAUGUACUAAUGUUUUCUCCAGCUGUGUCAAAGAGUUGCUUUUCUCCCUGGGAGGGUCAGGUCACAGAAGAUUGCUCAUCAAAAUGGUCAAAAUACAAGCAUGACCUGGCAGCCAGCUGUCAGGGGAGAGUAAUUGCAGCAGAGGAAAAGGAUGGGGUUGUUUUUAUCCGAGGAGAAGGUGUAGGAGCGUAUAACCCCAUGCUCAACCUGAAGAACAUUCAUCGGAAUCUCAUCCUCCUCCACCCACAACUUCUCCUCCUUGUAGACCAGAUACACCUGGGAGAGGAGAGUCCCCUGGAGACAGCAGCUAGUUUCUUCCACAAUGUGGAUGUCCCCUUUGAGGAGACAGUAGUAGAUGGGGUCCACGGAGCUUUCAUCCGGCAGCGAGAUGGUCUCUAUAAAAUGUACUGGAUGGAUGAUACUGGUUAUAGCGAGAAAGCAACCUUUGCCUCAGUGACGUAUCCUCGGGGCUAUCCUUACAAUGGAACAAAUUAUGUGAAUGUCACCAUGCAUCUUCGAAGUCCCAUCACCAGGGCAGCUUACCUCUUCAUAGGGCCAUCUGUGGAUGUCCAGAGCUUCAGCAUCCACGGUGACCCUCAGCGGCUGGAUGUGUUCGUAGCUACCAGCGAACAUGCCUACGCAACUUACCUGUGGACAGGUGAGAACACGGGGCAGUCUGCCUUUGCACAGGUCAUUGCGGAUCAUCAGAAAAUCCUGUUUGACCAGAGUUCAGCCAUCAAAAGCACCACUGUCCCGGAAGUGAAAGAUUACGCUGCUAUUGUGGAACGGAAUCUGCAGCAUUUUAAGCCCGUGUUCCAGCUGCUUGAGAAGCAGAUCCUGUCUCGCGUCCAGAACACAGCUAGCUUUCGGAAGACUGCUGAGCGCCUACUGAGGUUUUCGGAUAAGAGACAGACAGAGGAGGCCAUUGACAGGAUCUUUGCUAUAUCCCAGCAACAGCGGCAGCAGCGAGGCAAGUCAAAGAAAAGCCGAAGGACCGGCAAGCAUUACAAGUUUGUGGAUGCCGUCCCUGAUAUUUUUGCACAGAUUGAAGUCAAUGAGAAGAAGAUUCGACAGAAAGCUCAGAUUUUAGCACAGAAAGAACAGCCUAUAGAUGAAGAUGAAGAAAUGAAAGACCUUUUGGAUUUUGCUGAUGUCACGUAUGAGAAGCAUAGAAACGGGGGCUCCAUGAAAGAUGGCUUUGGACAGGCGCGGAUGGUGACAAGUCACAACAGAGCACCUUCACUGUCGGCCUCGUACACCAGACUCUUCUUGAUUCUGAACAUUGCCAUCUUCUUUGUCAUGUUGGCUAUGCAACUGACUUAUUUCCAGAGGGCUCAGAGCCUCCAUGGCCAAAGGUGUCUUUAUGCAGUUCUCCUAAUAGAUAGCUGUGUCUUAUUGUGGUUGUAUUCCUCCUGUUCUCAAUCUCAGUGCUAACACCAAAGCCUUUCAUGAUUGUGAAAUAUAUAGGAGCAUUUCAUUAUCAUCCUAAUUUGUUAUGAUUUCUCCCCUAGGUUUAUUUAGGCAAAUUCAAGGGAAGAUGUUUUCACACCCAGAGAACUCUGAACUAGAUACACAAAGCAUGUACCUAAGGUAUAAAAAUAGCUUUGGCUGACCCCUCGUGCUUCUUUCUGGGAAUGUUUGGCUUGACUGACUGACCGGUUGCUAUUAGAAGAGACAAAAAUGCCUGUUUUUUUGACAUAUUUCUGUUAAUAUUAAGAAAAAAUGAAUUGGACUUUAUUAUCAUUAAUUUAAUUGUUAGGAGCUUCCAGAUUCUGUAUUAUUGAACAUAUGGAGACACAUAAUUCCAAGCAACACAGACUGUUAAAAUAUAAUGGGAACCGAUAUCUAGGACCUGGGAAAUCACACAGUAAAAUGGUAGCAGAAGAUCAUAAAGGAACUAAAAUUUUUUUAGCAGGAAACAGAUACAAAUGAACAUCUUUUUGAUGAUGUUGGUCAACGCAGGGAUGUGAUUUGUGGCUUUUUGAUAAAUAAUACAAUAACAAAUAAUUUUGUAUUCUCUUUCCCUUUUAUGUAAAAUGUUUAUAGACCCAACAGCUAAAGUUUUCAAAAUAAACUAUUUUAUAUCUUGAAAUUCAAUACCAAAGAACAUAGAACUCAAGUUUUGGUGUGAUUCUCAUGUUUUUACCUAGAAAGUUUUCUUCAAGUUUAUUUUGCUAAAUAAACCAUUCAUAAUUAUGA